Pecten maximus is the source of this 3173-nucleotide messenger RNA. RefSeq lists its product as uncharacterized. The coding region runs from base 2087 to 3031 and encodes 314 amino acids. The record is from RefSeq and is a predicted model, not a curated record. Lineage: Eukaryota; Metazoa; Mollusca; Bivalvia; Pectinida; Pectinidae. The transcript is spliced from 2 exons.
ACAAUGUGAAAAAUUUGACAAUGUAUUGGUUUUUAUUAUGUUUGAUAUAUUUUACCUCAGGUACGCGCCGCUCGCUGUUUUAGUCAACGUUUUCGCGGUGCGCGCGGACUUGUGUACGACUGUGCUGUUUACCUGUGUACGUUACCUGUCUUACAUGUAUGUUGUGAAUUGUUAUGUAAAUGUGGUGUUGGAAUGUUUCCUUAUAUGGUCAUGUCCAGUGUCGUCUCGUUUUGGGUUUUGGCGGUCAAUUUGGUGUCUUUGUCUUGUAUAGUUUGAUCAGACAUAGAGCCGCCGAGGUGAAAGGAUGUGUGUUUGAGUUGGUCCGUUAAAGAAUACUGACCGGCACUGGCCGAGAGUUUUUUUCAUGAAACAUCUGAAACCCCAAACCCAUUGUUCGGGUACGUAUGUACAUGUAUUAUGUAAAAUUUAUAGAUACAUGUUUUAUCAUCAAUGGAAUUAUACUUACCAUAGAUAUAAUAGGGAAUAUUUUAUUUGUGUAAAUUAUUCUAUUUAUAUAAGCAAAGUACAUGCACGCCAAAUGGCGGGAAAUGUUAAAUAAUCAAAGUUUCACCGUGUAACAUGUCCAUAAUACCUAUAAUGGUGAUAAUAUAUAUUUACUGUUUUACUAUUUGUAUUGUAGGGUUUAUUUUAUAUGAGUAAUAAAAGAUUGGAAACUUCAACUCGGUUUGGAUGAUUUUGUUCAAAUUCACAAUGGCGCCCAUGUAGAUGUCUCAGGAUUCCUACUGCUAGAUUCCGUUUUCCGGAUUUCGGCGAACCGAUUCCGACAGGAGACAAGAACCCAUCCUCGGAAUAUGUGUGUGCGGCUCUUCAUGCGUGUAACUACAAUAUUUGUGUAUAUUGCUGUGAUAUCGUUUGGGAUAUAAGUGCAAUUUUUUUUUUCCAAUAUGGGAUUUACUGGAAGUUUUCGUUGGGAAUGACAAAGGAACACAAUCUACAGAGGUAUGAACUAUUAUUUUCUUAUCCUCUCUGAGUAACAUUACCAUUCGUGAUCAGUGAUCAUGAACUUUUCGUACUAGCCAUGUCACGCGUUCGAUCAUGCGUGUCAUCGUCGCUGGAGAACCAACAGUAUCGACCAACCCAGGUAAAUCUGAUGACUGAACUGUAAUUGUCUACUUGAUUGAACUGAACUUAAUAUUCUGUGCUGCUGCUGAAUUGACUUUAUAAAAUUAGAGUUAUAUUUGUAUUGAGUUUAAGAGUGUAGACUGUAUCAUUGUAUAAUUGUUUCUUUUCAGGUUAUUCGCAUUGCGUAUUUUGAUGUGUGUAGUAUUAUAUUCGGGGUCGUCCAGACGCUUGUAAUGCAAACAUGUGUAUGGUGAUGUAACUUCCGGUGUAAACUGUAAACAUCCGGCCACGUGCGACCUAGUUGGAUAAUUCUGCAUUUUUUUUUCUCUCUGAUUUUUCAGAGUAUUAUAAUAAUUUUUUUUUCAUUAGGGUAGGAGAUAAAAUUUGGUACACCCUUAAGUUAUUUAAUCAUUUAUUCAUUUAUUUACUUAUUUUUUUCCCCAUUUUGAUUUUUCAUAGUUUGAUUGGUUGGUUUUGAACUUGUGGUUCUGUGUGGUCAGGUAACUGGUAGUUGUUGGUUUUCUUUGGUGAUUUCAGGUUUUUUUUAAUAUUUGCUCAGGGUUUUCUUCUGUGAUAUUUAGUUAUUCAGGUUAUUUUAGUUUGUGUUGAGUGUUGAAUGUUAUAUGUUUUGUGUUCAAUGUUAUAUGUUGAUAGUUAUAUGUACACGUGUAUGUUGAUUUGUUUCCGUGUUUCUAUCAAAUUUGUGAAUCCGCUUUAGAUCUUUCGCGUUUUUGCCUGCUGUUUUUUUUUCGCGAUUUCUUUAGUUUUUGGUAGUUAGACUUUGUGUUGUUUUUCUAUUGAAACUGUGAUUUAGCCUAUAGUAAAAUCAUAGGCAAUUACUUUGUAAUUUACGUAUUUAUUUUCAUUUCAUACAGAUUUAGGUACUGUACUUUGGCGCUUUGUGGAAUCUGUUGUGUUUGUAGAAGCUGUACUGUUUUCUUAAUUACUAGUGACAUUUUAUCAUAUUAUUAUUCGGAAUUUGUUCUUGUUCUACAAUUUUACCAUGGAUAGAGAUAAUAAAACACAACUCAUCAAGGUGCUGGAUGAGAUGGGACUUGCACCCAAGUGUAAGGAUCCUGAGGAAUUCAAGGAGUGGAUGUCAUCGUACCUACAAGAGCAAGGAGGUAGUGCUGAUGUUAAGCCCAGGACAGAGUCCAAAGAACACCAUAUUGUUACUCAACAAGCUCGACUUCCGCCAUUCAGUGGUGAUCCAUCUGCGAAGCAGGAACCCUCAUAUGACUUGUGGAGAUAUGAAGUGGAGUGCCUUUGUCGUGAUUCUACAAUCACUGAGGAGAUGUUGGCUCAGAUCAUACAUAGAUCACUGCGAGGUAAUGCUGGAUUGGUGGCAAUGAGACUUGGCAGCGGUGCAGCUAUUUCAGAACUAUUGACCCAGUUGGACAGCAAUUAUGGUGUGGUAGAGGAUCAGGAGGCUUUAAUGGGUAAGUUUUAUAAUGCGAGUCAAGGAGAUUCUGAAGAUGUUACCUCCUGGGGUUGCAGAUUAGAAGACCUGUUAGUGAAAGCCACAAGGACUGAACCACUGUCAAUGACAAAGCGGAACCAUAUGCUACACAGUAGGAUAUGGAAGGGAUUAAGAUCUGCACUUAAGGAAAGAUCUGCAGCAAAGUUUGAGUUAUGUCCAGGUUAUGAGGAUUUUAAGGUGGAGUUGCGUAAGAUGGAAUCAGAGAUGGCUAUUGAACAGAAGUCAACUAUUAAGACAGCUACAUCUAAGAUGGCAUGCAGUGAUACCUGUAAUGAAGAUCCAAGGUAUGAGAAGUUGGAAGGAAUGAUCAAGCAGCUGACAGCAGAAGUGAGGAACAUGAAGUCUAGAGACGGCGAAGUGAAAAAGUCUGGUUUUGGCAACCAUCUCAUAGUCCAUGGGCAUCGCCCAUUGUACUGGUUAGGAAGAAAGACGGCUCGUUGCGGAUGUGCAUCGACUUCAGGGAGAUAAACAAGAGGACUAUUAAGGAUUCCUAUGCCCUUCCGAGAAUAGAGGAGAUAUUAGAUUGUUUGUCCGGGUCUAAAUUCUUUACAGUAUUAGAUAUGAAGUCUGGUUAUCAUCAGGUUGGAAUAGAAGAGGAUCACAAGGCAAG